Fomitopsis serialis is the source of this 900-nucleotide messenger RNA. RefSeq lists its product as uncharacterized. Lineage: Eukaryota; Fungi; Basidiomycota; Agaricomycetes; Polyporales; Fomitopsidaceae. The record is from RefSeq and is a predicted model, not a curated record. Bases 83 to 769 code for a protein of 228 amino acids. The transcript has 5 exons.
CACCUUGCUGUAACGGCAUCAUCUCUGUCCACAAGCACACCCGACGACUCGACGACUCUGAACAAUCACGCCGAUAACGAUCAUGUUCGACUUUAUGCGCAGGAAGAAAGACAUGCAGUCCGAGAUGGAUGCGCCACCAGCGAAGUCCAAGGACAAACAGAGGCUACGCCGCGCCUCCCUCAUGUCACCCGUAAGACCACGAGCGUCCAAGAAACGCGACCGUCCAAUGAGCGGCUCUUUCAUUCCAGGCAAUGUGCCUUCCCAAGAGAGUAUCACCGUUCGGCCGCCAUGCCCGCGAGCAGAUAGUUCGUCGCGCUCAGCGAGCUCAUUUGACUUCCGCAACCCAUUCCUCGAUGACGGAGAGCCAUCAAUAUCGGGUAGUCAGCUGGAUCUGACGCAGCCCGUGGGUAGCUCGAGCUCCGAGCUCCCCACCACACACAUCCGCCAAGUGGUGAGGGGUUCGCCAACAAUAGUACACCCACCGAGCGAAUUCGCGGAGGUGUUUUACCCUGUCGAGAUGGGAGCCCCGAAAAUGGUGGACCCAUUUGCGGACGAAGUUCCUUCCAUUCGAUGCCACAGUGAACCUGGCGAAGACGAAGUUUUAGAAGAGGGUGCAAUGAUAAAGAAGGCGUCUACGAGACGCAGACGGCGAAGCAGUGCUACCGCAGUCUGUCGCAAACCCGCGGAUUACUUGCAUGUCAACAUUCCUGUCACGAUGUUCAGCCCACCAAUAGGCGUAGCACGUCAGGAGAUAUGGGCAAGAGUGUAACGUUCUACUUACGAUUUGGAUGCAUACUAGCAUGGGACACUGGAUAGUGGACGUCGGACCUUAGGAUGGAUACUGUAAAUUAUUGCACAAAAGUAGUGUAGGAUAUGAUAUGCUGUAUGUUCAAACGUUCA